Molecule: messenger RNA, 885 nt
Organism: Blumeria graminis f. sp. triticale
Lineage: Eukaryota; Fungi; Ascomycota; Leotiomycetes; Helotiales; Erysiphaceae
Source: the annotation of a GenBank genome assembly
AUGCAAUAUUCAUCCGCUCUUAUCGCAGCCUUUACCGUCUCCAGUGUUCUCUCACAUGGGGUCCUCGACUCAGUCGAAGGCGCCAAUGGAGUCACUAUGCCGGGUCUCUCAGUUGCUGAUGGCACUCCGCGCGACUGUGCCAGUCCUCGAUGUGGAUCAGAGGCUGACACCUCCAUUAUCCGCAAGCGUGAGAUGGGAUCUAACAAAGCUACUGCGCUUGGCCGCACUCAGGGCGGUGGCCCCGUCGAUGCCGCCAAGAUGAUGGCUAUGUUCAUGGGUGGCGCUGGAAAUACUACCGAGACCAAAGCGGCACGAGAUAUUCACGCAGCCAACGUUCUUCGUCGAAGUCUUGGAGAGCGUGCAGCCAAUGGGGGAAUCAAGACCCCUAAGGGCACAAUGGAAACUGGUGUCAAGGCUGCAGCUGGAGUUGGAGCAGCCAGCGGAAUGCCAACUUGCUCAGACGACGGAAAAGUCAAGAUGACUUAUCACCAAGUUAACCAGGACGGGGCUGGUCCCCUAACAGCCAUGAUUGACGCCACAUCGGGAGGAACCGACCCAGAUGCAUUCAAGUCAGCCGAGGUUACCCAGAACGUACCCGGAAUCGGUAUAGGAGGACUGUCAGCCGCGGCUGUGAUGGAUUUCCCGGUAGAAGUACAGAUGCCAGCAGGUAUGACUUGCUCGGGAACAGUCGGCGACGCUCAAAACGUGUGCAUUGUUAGAAUGCAAAAUGCAGCUGCAGCAGGACCAUUUGGAGGUUCCGUAGCCGUCACACAGAGCCCAGCAGCAAAGAAGCGUGCCGUUGAAUUCAACCUUUCCAAACGACACUUUGCCCGCGCCUUAGCCAAGAAGAGCCGUGAAGAUAACGCAUACGCCAAUUCUGCAUAA